Sphenostylis stenocarpa is the source of this 1764-nucleotide messenger RNA. Lineage: Eukaryota; Viridiplantae; Streptophyta; Magnoliopsida; Fabales; Fabaceae. The record is from the annotation of a GenBank genome assembly.
AUGAGUGUCGCUGCCAAAAUCCCCUCUCCGUCUCUCCGCUUUGCAACCACCAAACAGCACAACUCCUCCGAUCUUCCAGAACCUUCUACGCCACUCUACCAGCAACCAGAUUCUUCACUUCAGGCACUCAUAAACUUAACCGUUUCGAUGGACUUGUACGGUCGGGGCCCCGCCAGGAAUGGAUCCAACCCGGUGAACCAACCCGAAUGGCGCUCACCGGGCAUCGACACUACUCUCGAAGGUCUUAAUCACUUUUUCUUCUCGCUUGGUUUUUGUGUUUGUUUAGAAUCCAUGUGGCAUUUAACGCUGGGUUGCGGCGAAUCUUACCCUGAGCGGCCCGGCGUGCCCAAUUGUGUGUAUUACAUGCGAACCGGUGUUUGUGGAUAUGGUAGCAGGUGUCGUUACAAUCACCCUCGUGAUCGUGCUGCGGUAACCCUUUCCAUCACUUUGAGAUUCUGCAUUAGGUUAGAGUUUCAUGCAAGUGUCUUGUUGUUGUUGGUUCUUGUAGUAGCCAUUGUUGCUGCCGCGGUAAGAGCUACAGGGGAUUACCCAGAAAGGGUGGGGGAACCUCCAUGUCAGUAUUAUUUAAAGACUGGAACCUGUAAAUUUGGUGCAUCAUGUAAAUUCCACCAUCCAAGAAAUGGAGGUGGAUAUUUAAGUCAAGCUCCGCUAAAUACUUAUGGAUAUCCGUUACGACCGGGUGAGAGAGAGUGCUCCUACUAUUUGAAAACGGGGCAGUGCAAAUUUGGUAUAACUUGUAAAUUCCAUCAUCCUCAACCUGUUGGCACACCAUUGCCAGCAUCUGCACCUCAAUUUUAUCAACAGGUGCAGUCUCCUUCUGUUCCUCUGCCUGAACAGUAUGGAGGAGCUUCCACAAACUUGAGAGUGGCCAGGCCUCCUGUAAUGUCUGGUUCAUAUGUACAAGGGGCUUAUGGUCCUGUACUUCUUUCUCCUGGGGUUGUUCAAUUUCCUGGAUGGAGUCAUUAUUCGGCACCUGUAAGUCCUGCUCUAUCUCCUGGUGCUCAACCUGGUGUUGGGGCCACUUCUUUAUAUGGAGUGACCCAGUUGUCAUCACCAACAUCAGCUUUUGCUAGACCAUAUACUCCGCUGUCCUCUACUACCGGCCCUUCUGGAAACAUCCUGAAGGAUCAAUUAUUUCCUGAAAGACCUGGUGAACCCGAAUGCCAAUAUUAUCUGAGAACAGGGGACUGUAAAUAUGGAUUAGCUUGUCGAUAUCAUCAUCCUCGGGACCAUAUUGUGGCACGGCCACUUCUUAGUCCAAUUGGACUUCCUUUGCGUCCGGAUCAAGAUGGACUGCAAUUGAUCUGGACUUCCACUGAAAAGGCCAGUGUAGUGAUGUUCAUGAUGCCAAAUUUUGUGGGGUUACAACCUUGUGCUUUUUAUUUGCAAAAUGGGCAUUGCAAGUUUGGCUCCACGUGCAAAUUUGACCAUCCUUUGGGAUCUUUGAGCUACAGUCCAUCUGUAUCUUCUUUCACCGAUGUGCCAGUUACUCCAUACCCAGUAGGAUCUUUGCUGUCUCAGCUGGCUCCUUCAACAACAUCUUCGGAGUUUCGGCCUGAACUGAUGUCAGGAUCCAAAAAGGAAUCCCUUUCAGCCAGAAUAUCUUCUUCUGAUACUCCUGUCGGUCUAAUUUUCUCACAAGGUGGUGGCUCUGUCUCGCUAUCUGAUGUGCAACUCUCAAGUCAGAGUUCUGCCCCUCUAAGCAGUAGCAGAAGCACCAGACAAAGCAGUGAGAUACGUUGA